GUGGGGGGUCUGGAUAUAAACCGCAUUUUUCACUGCAAUGUCACAUCAUUCAGCUUAAGGCUCUUUGUCUCAGCACAUCAAAGCAAUGGGAAAAGAGAACUCCAAACUUCUUAAUAAACCGUGGAGGGAAAUAAACUGGGGAGAAAGACAGAGGGUACUGCAGUCUGUUCAGGACUACAAACCUCAUAUUGAAGGCCUGCAGCUCCGGAUUCUUCUUCAUGGGCUAGUUGGAACUGGAAAGUCCAGUUUCAUCAACUCUGUUAGAAGUGUCCUAGAAGGGAAAAUGUGCAUACUGGCUGCAGCCGAAAACGCACAUCAUGGCUGUUUCACCAAAAAGUACACAACCUACAAGAUCCAAAAAGGAAGUCCAGACGUCUUUUACCCUUUAGUCCUCAAUGAAAUGAUUGGUCUAAAAAACGGCACCCCCAGAAACAGAAAAAUCCACGUGAAAGAUGUCACGCAGUUGAUGAAGGGAGGUGUGAAAGACGAUUACAUGUUCAAUCCUGAAUGUAAGAUAUCGAAGGACGAUCAAUACUACAACGCUUCCCCAACUGUCAACGACAAAGUCCAUGUUCUGGUGUCUGUUAUUGAUGCCAACACAGUAUCUCUGAUGAAGCCCCAAGUUCUGGAGGUAAUGCUGGACAUCAGAAAAGAGGCCAAAGAACUGGGAAUCCCUCAAGUGGCCAUUCUCACCAAAAUUGACAAGGUCUGUCCUGAAAUCAAAAAAGAUAUAAAGAAUGUCUACAGGAGCAUAAAGCUACAUGAAAAGAUGAAGGAGUUCAGUGCAAACAGUGGAAUUCCGAUGGACAACAUCUUCGCUGUGAAAAACUACCAUGAAGAAAUCAACUUAAACAGUGACGCUGACUCACUGAUCCUGAGCGCCCUGAGACACAUCAUCAGCACCGGAGAAGACUUCCUGAAUCGUAACAAUGCAUAAUGUUCUGAUAGACGUGCUUGAAGAACAGCUGAAUUUAAUGGUGAAUAAAAACUAUAAUGCGACCUCAAUAUGAGAACUGGUUGCAGUGAUAAAUGGGAUUGUUUGUAGAUUGUGGUUGACUGGGAAAAUCUUAUUUUCCAAGAUAAUACAGGUGCACAUUGUUCACUCCAAGUACAUUAAAGUUAUUAAAAUCAGUCCAGUGAAU
Messenger RNA from Dicentrarchus labrax (European seabass), 1142 nucleotides. Its product is annotated as interferon-induced protein 44-like. The record is from RefSeq and is a predicted model, not a curated record. The transcript is spliced from 8 exons. The coding region runs from base 86 to 937 and encodes 283 amino acids. NCBI's taxonomy places the organism in Eukaryota, Metazoa, Chordata, Actinopteri, Moronidae.